AUGGUGACACUGCCCUGGGAAAACCAAACAGUAGUGGAAUUUGUGCUUAAAGGAUUCUCUUCCAUCCCAGAGCUAAAUAUUUUUCUGUUUAUGACGUUUUUAGUUUUAUAUAUCUUAAUUAUUUCUGGAAACACCCUCAUUAUCCUGCUAGUUUUAUUCAGCCGUCCCCUCCACACCCCCAUGUACUUCUUCCUGGUCAAUUUGUCCUUCCUAGAGAUGUGGUAUACGUCCAACAUUGUCCCCAAGAUGCUGCUGAUUAUCCUAGCCAGAUGGAAGACUAUCUCUGUGGCUGGCUGCCUGGCACAGUUCUACUUCUUUGGCUCCCUGGCUGCAACAGAGUGCCUCUUGCUCGCUGUGAUGUCCUAUGACCGCUACCUGGCCGUCUGCCAACCUCUCCACUAUCCCAUUCUCAUGACUGGCCCCUUCUGCAUUAGGCUGGCUGCCAGCUCUUGGCUCUGCUGCUUCCUUCUCACAACAAUCACGAUGGUCCCACUGUCUAGACUAACCUUCUGCAGACCCAGUGAAAUUGAUCACUUCUUUUGUGACUUCGCCCCUCUGGUCCAUCUCUCCUGCAUGGACACCUCACUGACUGAGACGAUUGCCUAUGCCACCUCUUCGGCAGUGACUCUGAUCCCAUUUCUCUUCAUCACAGCCUCCUACUCCUGCAUUCUUGCUGCUAUCCUAAGAAUUCCAUCUGGCACUGGCCGGCAAAAGGCCUUUUCCACUUGCUCCUCCCACCUCACCGUGGUCAUGGUGUUUUACGGGACACUGAUUGCCACAUACCUUGUACCCUCAGCCAACUCUUCCCAACUCUUGCACAAAGGAUUUUCUCUGCUCUAUACCAUCCUAACACCGAUGUUCAACCCCAUCAUCUAUAGCCUGAGAAACAGAGACAUCCAUGAAGCCCUGAAGAAGUGCUUGAGUAAGAAGCCAGGUUUCCUUAGAUGA
Messenger RNA from Dama dama (fallow deer), 948 nucleotides. Its product is annotated as olfactory receptor 11A1-like. Gene Ontology annotation, cellular component: membrane. Gene Ontology annotation, molecular function: olfactory receptor activity; G protein-coupled receptor activity. Gene Ontology annotation, biological process: G protein-coupled receptor signaling pathway. NCBI's taxonomy places the organism in Eukaryota, Metazoa, Chordata, Mammalia, Artiodactyla, Cervidae. The transcript has a single exon. The record is from RefSeq and is a predicted model, not a curated record. Bases 1 to 948 code for a protein of 315 amino acids.